ACGGCGUUUGCGCAACAGAUGCUUGACGUAUUACGUCAGGAAUGUGACUUAUUCGUUACGGAAAUGUGGUGACAAGCCUAAUAUUUCACAUAAAUUUACCAAGAAACGGAUGAGAAAAAUCGACUUUGGUGGAACGGUUACUGUUCAGAUGAAGACGACUUGCCUGGCUCAACCUUUGUGUCAUCACCCUUUGUUGCCAUGGCAACGGUCUACCGUCCCAUAUUCCUGCUCCUCCUUUUCCUGUCCUCCUUCACCUUGUUGCUUGUGACCUUCCUACCAUCGCUUCCCCAUUUGCCCUCCUCUCUUUCCUCAACUUGGCCCUCACCAUCCUGUGGUCCUGGUCAGUCCUGGGCUGUUCAGCUCCACAAAGGCCCAUAUCAGCACGAUGACCAAUACAGCUCUGUGCACCUGGAUGUCAUAGCAAGCAAGGUAGCUGAACAGGCAGGCCUGCAGAAUCGGGGCCAGAUUGGACAGCUGGACGGCCACUACCUGCUGUGCUCCGCAGGGCCUGAUGCAACAUCUGUGGGAAGUAUUUGGAGAAAAAGUGUCCAACCAGCAGAGGUUCUAGCAAACCACCCCCAUGUUCUGUGGUACUCCCAGGAGAGUUUGCUCAGCCGCUCAAAGAGGUCAUUGGCCUUCAAUGACCCACGCUACUCAAGACAGUGGCACUUGCACAAUCAUGUCAAAAUUGGUAUGGAUAUCAAUGUAACAGGAGUGUGGGAGCGUAACAUUACUGGACGAGGAGUCACUGUGGUGGUGGUGGAUGACGGGGUGGAGCACACCCACCAGGAUAUUCACUCAAACUAUAGUCCCGAGGGCAGCUACGACCUGAAUUCGAAUGAUCCAGAUCCUAUGCCUCACCCAGACGUGAACAGCGACAACCACCACGGAACACGAUGUGCUGGGGAGAUCGCAGCUGUUCCCAACAACAGUGUGUGUGCCGUGGGCGUGGCGUACGGCAGCAAGGUUGCAGGUAUCAGAGUACUGGAUGGCCCUUUGACAGACAGCCUAGAGGCCAUAGCUUUCAACAAGCACUACCAGAUCAAUGACAUAUACAGCUGCAGUUGGGGUCCUGAUGACGAUGGACGCACUGUAGAUGGACCUCAUCCCCUGGGCAAGGCAGCACUGCAGCAUGGGGUAAUUGCAGGCAGACGAGGUUUUGGCAGCAUCUUUGUGGUUGCCAGUGGGAAUGGAGGUCAGUACAAUGACAACUGCAACUACGAUGGCUACGCCAACUCCAUCUACACUGUCACAAUUGGAGCAGUUGAUGAGAACGGCAGGAUGCCCUUCUAUGCUGAGGAGUGCGCCUCUAUGCUGGCUGUCACUUUCAGCAGUGGUGAAAAGAAGCUAAGGAGUAUUGUGACAUCAGACUGGUCCAUGCAGCAGGGGACAGGCUGCACAGAGGGCCAUUCUGGCACGUCAGCCGCAGCCCCACUGGCUGCAGGAAUGGUGGCUCUCAUGCUGCAGGUCCGGCCGUGCCUGACUUGGAGGGAUGUGCAGCACAUCAUUGCUUAUACUGCCACCAAGUGCGACAACAACGCUGACUGGACGGUGAAUGGAGCUGGUUUCCAUCACAGCCACCAGCAUGGCUUUGGACUGCUCAAUGCAUGGAGGCUAGUCAACGUUGCUAAGGUGUGGGAGACAGUGCCGUUCCUAGUGUCCUUUCAGAGCCCAGUAAAUGAUAAGCAAACAGCCAUCCCAAAAAAAGAGCAGUUGAGCUACACCUGGAAAGUCUCUGCUGAAGACCUGAAGCAGUCUGGGAUGAAAACACUGGAACAUGUAGCAGUUACUGUGACGAUAAACCACCCUUGCCGUGGCAACGUGGAGAUUGUCUUAGUCUGCCCCAGUGGUAUGACGUCAAUCAUCGGAGCCCGCCGGGUCAUCGACAGCGAUCCUGCAGGUUAUCAAGAUUGGACUUUCUCCACCGUGCGUUGCUGGGGAGAAAGAGCUGAAGGCCAAUACACACUCACCAUAUCGGACCACAAAGAGGCAUCAUCUGAGCAGUGUGCUGCAAUAGGGGUGUUAAAGCAGUGGAAGCUGACCCUGUAUGGUUCCUCUAUGACUUUCAGCGAGGUCAAAGACAGACAGAAGCUGGUGGAGGAGGCCAUGAGUGGCCAGUAUCUGGACAGCAACUUCUCCUUACCCUGCCCCCCUGGCCUGGAUAUCCCUCCAGAGGUCAUCAGCCCAUUCACGUCCAACAAUCUAAAGUUUUUGCUGUUGCUGGGCUGCUUCGCUCUGUUCUGGUCCCUCUACUAUAUACUGGAUGUCACUCUGGACCAUCGGAACCUCAGGUGCCUUUUCUGUCUGCGCAGACAGCGAAGAGGUCAUCAGGCCCGCAGGUCUCGUCAAGGGAAAGGGGUGGAGGAGGCGUUGCUAGAGGAAGAUGCGUGGGACUCAAAAGUCGAGUUGAAUGCUGUGUUUGAGUCCAAAGUGCCGCUUAUCAACGGAGAGCAAUAAAAUAGCACUGUCUAAAAUGUCUGCCCUCAGGCCCCCACCUCCAAUCUAAUUAACCAGCCUUUUACACUGCUUCUGAUCGAACAGUACCCACGCUGAUACUGUAGGGGCACAGAGCAGAGUUUUGGGUCUCUUUGUCUUUUGGAUAAUGGUCAAACAUGUGGCCUUGUUUGAGAAUCUUGGUGUAUGCUUGUGUGUGUGCAUGUGUGUGUGAGAGUGUGUGUGUGUUGUCAGAGGCAACAAUUGUCAUUAGACUUAUGUUUAAAAUUAUAGUAAGGAUGAGAACUGGAGAGGGACUUAAUACCUCGGUUAAAUUGCAUGUUUGCAUGUAAUUUAGGUGCAUACAGGCUUUUCUGUAUGCACCCACAGAACAAAUGAAGUACUCUUAAAGGUACAAAAAAGAUCUUGAUGUGCACUGUGGUUUGAAUGUAUGAUUGUCGGGGUAUGGGUGUUUUUACUUGUUUGGAGUUGCUUUUAUUAUGCAAGGUCUUCCAUGAAGAAGUGUCCUUUAAAAUAUGGUAUAAGACAAUGGGGUUUCUAAGCUUGAAUUUCUGCUGGUGGUACGCGUGAGUUCAACCAUCUACUGGUAUAAACUUGAAAUGGGUUUUCAAGUGUGGGAUUUGUACAUGUAUUUUUAUUAAGUCAAAUACACACAGUGUGUGCCUGCUUUACAGAUAUAUGCCAACUGUGUCUAAUGAUUUGUAUAACAUGUUUUUCAGAAUUAAAGAGUUCUAAUGUUUUUAUUUUAAAAGAGAGUGAGGUGAAAUUGGAAGCUGUGUUUGCUGUGCAAGCCACAGGUUAUCAGAAUGAUAAUAAAAGGGUUUGGUGCAAUA
Molecule: messenger RNA, 3287 nt
Organism: Betta splendens (Siamese fighting fish)
Lineage: Eukaryota; Metazoa; Chordata; Actinopteri; Anabantiformes; Osphronemidae
Gene: pcsk7
Product: proprotein convertase subtilisin/kexin type 7
Exons: 17
Coding region: 199-2457 (752 amino acids)
Biological process (GO): protein processing
Cellular component (GO): Golgi membrane; trans-Golgi network
Molecular function (GO): serine-type endopeptidase activity
Source: RefSeq, a predicted model, not a curated record